Messenger RNA from Acanthosepion pharaonis, 3750 nucleotides. NCBI's taxonomy places the organism in Eukaryota, Metazoa, Mollusca, Cephalopoda, Sepiida, Sepiidae. The record is from the annotation of a GenBank genome assembly.
AUGUUCUCGACGGCCAGUGCAGCCAGUGAGAAAUUGACCUACGAUUUCACCUGUGAGGCCAACAUAUCUAAGUGGCAAAAUCUUUUCACGGCUUCAUUACAAAAGGUUCAACGGCAAGUGAUAACAAACUUGACUACAAGAGAUGAGGCCUUGGAAUACAUUGAGAAAUUAUGCCUCCAGCUCCUUUUCACAUUAUGUGCCGUGCCACUACAUACAAUCCAGGAUGUCGAAGAACGUGUCCAGAAGGUGAUCCCAACGUCCAUCAAUGUAUGGACAAUACGGGAAGCCCAGGGUGCCCUCGAGAAGGGCAAAAAGAAUACCCUGGUGCUACCUGUAGAAAAGGUCCACAACCUCCUUGUCAAGGAGGUGUUCCGUUAUAAAGUAGACUUUCAAGUAACCUUGUACAUAGUUGCCGUCUUAGAAUAUAUUGCUGCUGACAUUCUUAAGCUGACUGACAACUAUGUGAAAAAUAUCAAACAUGGCUGUGUGACACAGCAAGACAUCAAUGUGGCCAUGAAUGCAGAUAAGGGUCUGAUGAAUCUUUUCUUUCCUGAUGAUGAUGAUGAUAGCUUAUCUUUAAUGGUGGAAGAAGAGCCAAGUCGGCGUGAUUCAUUGUCCUAUGAAGAAAUUGUUAAAGACUUCAUUCUUGAAGAGAAUCAGUACCUUCGAGAUUUGAAUAUGAUUAUUAAAGUUUUUGCUGCUUCCUUUGAAACAAUUUUAGAUGAAAGGGAAAUGGAGAUGCUGUUCAGUAAUAUAAAAGAUAUCACAGAGUGUGGAGCUAAUCUGUUGAGUUCAAUAGAAGAUCAAAUGGAAAUUGCUGAAGAGAAUGAAGUUCCAACAGUUGGCAUUUCUUUUGUGGAGAUGGCUGAAGAAGAGGAAUUUUUUGUCUAUGAAAAGUACAUGACAGAUAUGGUUUCACCAGAUGGCAGAGAAUUGCUUGAUAAAUUACUACAGCAGCCAACAGUCCUAGAACAUCUUAAAAAUAAUCAUGGUUAUAAUUUCAUAGAUGUGAUCAAAUAUGUACUUCCUAAACUUUUACUUGGACCAAUUUACCACCUGCUUCAUUACUUUGAUGUCAUGAAGGUGCUACAAGAUUUCAGUCCUAAUGAUGAGGACAAGGAAUUCCUGGGACAAGCCCUUGGAUUGAUGGUCAAUCUCAAAACUUCUUUGGAAAAGAAGUUUGGAAACAGUCUUUGCAAACGCCGGCCAUGGGAAACCUCGUUACGUCUGCAGGGUCAAAGUGGACGCCAAGCAGCAUUAACAAAAAUGAAUGAGUUGCAGAAGAGUAUUGAUGGCUGGGAAGGAAAAGACAUUUGGCAGAGUUGUAACGAGUUCAUAAUGGAGGGGAUUCUGCAGAAGUAUACAAGCCGCCGUCCAACUGAACGUUACGUGUUCCUUUUUGAUGGCCUGUUGGUAUUGUGCAAACAGAACUUACGUCGGUCAUCAACAACUGGGCCAACCCCAGAGUACAAACUCAAGGAAAAACAUUACCUGAGAAAGAUAGAAAUUGUUGAUAAGGAAGACACAGAAGAAUACAAGCACGCUUUUGAAAUUCAAGUGCGUGAUCAUCCAAGCAUCAUAAUGAUGUGUAAGAAUGCAGAAGAAAAGAAUAACUGGAUGGCUGCACUGAUUUCUUUACAGACUCGAAGUGUUUUGGAACGGACAUUAGAUAAUAUUUUAAAAGAAGAAGAGAAAGAGCACCCACUGCAGUUACCUCCGCCUUCAUUGUACAGAUUUGCCGUUGAAGACUCUAAUGACAACAUAGUAUUUGAGGAGAAUCAGGAAGCAAGUGGAGAAAGUCCUCUGAUCAAGGGAGGCACCCUCCUAAAACUUGUGGAACGGCUUACCUAUCACAUGUAUGCUGAUCCUAAGUUUGUGCCAACAUUCCUCACCACUUACAGUUCCUUCUGUACACCACAGACAUUAUUAGAUUUAUUGAUUGAACGAUUUAAUAUUCCUGAAGCCGAUGUCAAACAGCCAAAUGAUGAAAAUGCUUCCUCCUGUGAUCCUAACACCCUCUCCUUACGUGAUCUCAAACGCCUUCGGAAAGAGUAUAUUAAACCCGUACAGUUUCGAGUUUUGAAUGUUUUGCGACAUUGGGUAGAACGUCAUUUCUAUGAUUUUGAAAGAGACCAGAGUCUGCUGCAGAAACUGCACAACUUUUUGGAGAGGAUUCAGGGUAAAGCCAUGAGGAAGAUGGCUCGUUCUAUCACAAAAGUGAUUCACAGAAAGGUGGAGAGCAGUAAUACAGAGAGGGGGACAGUCCUGCAGCGGUACCCACCUCCCCCUGAAUGGCAUCUCACACACAAUAGUAACGAGUUUGAUCUCAUGAAUCUUCAUCCUAUAGAAAUUGCCCGCCAGGUGACAUUAUUGGAGUUUGACCUUUAUCGAGCUGUGCAGCCGUCAGAGUUGGUGGGUAGUGUGUGGAUCAAAAAGGAUAAGAACAAAACCUCACCCAACCUGCUUAAAAUGAUCCACCAUUCUACAAUGUUCACUUUCUGGUUAGAAAAAUGUAUAAUUGAGUCGGAAAACUUUGAAGAACGAGUAGCUGUGGUGUCUCGGAUCAUUGAAAUCCUUCUCGUAUUUCAAGAGCUGAACAAUUUUAACGGUGUACUAGAAAUCGUGAGUGCCCUUAAUUCUGCUCCUGUGUACAGGUUGGAGCAUACGUUUGAGGAAAUCCCCAGCAAGCUAAUCAAAGCAUUUGAUGAAGCAAAGGAGUUGAAUUCUGACCACUUCAAAAAGUACAUUGAAAAACUGCGAUCUAUCAAUCCUCCAUGUGUUCCCUUUCUUGGGAUGUAUCUGACCAAUAUUCUGCUAACUGAGGAAGGCAACCCAGAUUUUUUGCCUAACCGACCAGAAGGCAUUAUUAAUUUCAGCAAGAGGAGGAAAGUGGCCGAAAUCACAAGUGAGAUUCAACAGUACCAAAACCAGCCUUACUGUUUCAGGGUUUUAACCUCAAUCAGAGAGUUCUUUGUAAAACUCAAUCCACUCGGUGACCUCAGUGAAAAAGACUUCAAUGAUUAUUUAUAUAACAAGUCUUUGGAUUUAGAACCUCGUGGAGAGAAACAACCCAAGAAAUUUCCAAGGAAGACAGAUUACUCACUGAAGUCUCCUGGCAUCAAGCCCUUAGCCAAUCGUCACAGUGCAUCAACUCGUAAUCCUUUCCAAUUUGUACCAUUCGGCCACACCCGUAUCAGUGAAGAAGAACCAGAAGCAAUAGGUACGCUUCCUGCAACUCCAAAUACUCCAUUAACUCCACCAGCUACAGAUGUCUUCUCAAAUUCAUCAGGUGUCUCAGGAAAUUUCAGCUCCGCAUUCAGUGCUCUCACCUUAACCUCUCCUCAGGAGGAGGAUAUACCAACCUUAUCGCCUCCACCCUUGCCCCCUCGCCAAAGAGAUAGAGACUCUUUAUCGUGUAGCCUGGACUCUGUGCCUCCCAUGCCAAGCUCACAGACACCCCUUGAGCCUCCUUCUCUACCUCCCAGGGACAACCGUGAUAGCAUCCCCCCACCCGUCCCUCCCCGACGGGACAUUGCUUAUGGGUCAUUAACACGUGCACAGAGCAUGUCUUUGUCACGCCCGCCCACCCAUACCCCAUUUAGUUCCACUCUCCCAGGCGAAACUCUGAAAGGAACUAUCCAUCUCCAACAGACUUCAAUGUCAAUGGGGACAACACAAUUCCAGAACUGCCUCCCAAGACCUACAAACACAUUCACACCUGGCAGCAGAUCAGCUCCAACUGAUGCUUGA